AUGAAGCUCCAAACGGCUGCCGCUGCCAACAUCAUCAUUCCCCGGGCUUUAGCAUCGCAGCAGAUCAGGCCAUUGAUAACAUCGAGGAGAUGCUACGCAACGAACACAAGCCCCAAGGAUAGCAGUGCAACCCAUCGAAGGAGGGCUGUGACCCCUUUCAACGAUGAUGGCCGCGUUCCCUGGACUGAGCUCUCUGGCGGGGAGAAGACGUCGCGUGCUGUGCAGCAGACUUUCAACUUUGGAAUGGUGCUUGUAGGAAUGGUUCUGACGGGAGGGAUUGGUUACCUACUCUACUCAGAGGUCUUCUCGCCCGAUUCUAAAGUGGCCUACUAUAACCGAGCUGUCGAUCGCAUCCGCAAAGAUCCAAGAUGUUUGGAGCUCCUGGGAGAUUCCAAAAGUAUAACUGCUUUCGGGGAGGAGACAAGCAAUAAGUGGAGGAGGGCCAGGCCGAUCGCCUCAACGUUGCGGAGAGAUGCGCAGGGUAAUGAGCACAUGAUGAUACACUUCAACCUGGAAGGCUCCAAGGGGCGGGGCAUGGCAAACAUGCACCUUGUCAAGCGUGUUGGCGCUGAUGAUUUUGAGUACCGAUAUUUCUAUGUUGAUGUUGCCGGUCAUCAAAGAAUUUAUCUCGAAAAUUCUGAGGCCAAGGGCCGCGAUGGGUCCGGGAAGAAGACCAUCUUUGGGAUCAGGUGGUCGUAAAGGCAUACAUGGCUGCCCAUUGUCGCCCUGGAGCGUCUCCGUUUGAAUACCUUCGGAGCCGUAACGAAAGAGGUUUGGAGGGUAUUAAGCAAGCUGUCUUAUAGCCAAAGACUGCAAACGGCAUACCGCGAUACCUUGAGCUCAUAUAUCGACUAUUAUGCAGACACUACAGUGGCACACAAGGUUGCUUAUAUGAUCAUCCGGGCUCGACCUGCUCCAUACACCUCCCUGUCGGCACCUGAUCCAGCGCAAGAGACUAUUUCGAACUCACUGCGGCCUCCCAGUUACCUUCAUCAUAUCCGGCUUGAAUAA
This is a messenger RNA of Pyricularia pennisetigena, 1011 nucleotides long. RefSeq lists its product as uncharacterized. The transcript is spliced from 4 exons. Lineage: Eukaryota; Fungi; Ascomycota; Sordariomycetes; Magnaporthales; Pyriculariaceae. Bases 1 to 699 code for a protein of 232 amino acids. Gene Ontology annotation, cellular component: TIM23 mitochondrial import inner membrane translocase complex. Gene Ontology annotation, biological process: protein import into mitochondrial matrix. The record is from RefSeq and is a predicted model, not a curated record.